Molecule: messenger RNA, 1344 nt
Organism: Menidia menidia (Atlantic silverside)
Lineage: Eukaryota; Metazoa; Chordata; Actinopteri; Atheriniformes; Atherinopsidae
Source: the annotation of a GenBank genome assembly
AUGUAUUGCCUCAUGGUUGUUUUGGGGGCCCGGCCCUGGGCGUCUGGAUGUGGAUCCGUGGCCAUGCACUGCUCCUGGAAGUCCGUGGUUCUUCUGGCCCUGGCCUCCAUCGCCAUCCAGUACACGGCCAUCCGGACCCUGACCUCCAAGCCCUUCCAGCAGCUCUGCCCCCCCCCCCGCCCCCCCGGCUGCGGCCCCCGGGGGGGGGGGCCCCUCCCCCAGCCCCCCCCCGCCCGGCACCCCCCCCCCGCCCCCGCCCCCCCCCCCGAUCUCCACCACAGCCCCCCCGACCACCGCUACCACGGCCCCCCCGACCGGCGCGUGGCCCUGGGGGCCAGCAGGGACCUCCUGAGGAGCCUCUACGGCUGCGACCUGCACUUCCUGGAGAACUACAUCCGGCCCCCGCCCGCCAACCACAGCACAGACCGCCUCCUGGCGGCGGAGGCCUGCCGGGCCCGGCGGCACGUGGCCAUAAAGGUGGUGCGGGUCCCGGAGGUGGGGGACCUGCGGGCCCUGGUGGAGGACCCCCGGCUCAACAUCCGGGUCAUCCAACUGGUCCGGGACCCGCGGGGGAUCCUGUCCUCACGCAUCGAGACCUUCCGGGACCCCUACCGGCUCUGGCGCAUCUGGAGGGCCACCGGCAGGAGGCCCUAUAACCUGGAUUUGAGCCAGCUCACGGUUAUUUGCGACGACUUUUUCGGGUCCGUUUCCACGGGUCUGAGCAAUCCCGGCUGGCUGAGGGGGAAGUACAUGCUAGUUCGGUACGAGGAUCUGGCCCGAAACCCGUUGUUAAAGACGCAGGAGAUCUACGACUUUCUGGGGCUGGCGAUGGACGAAAACGUGAAGCGCUGGAUUGGCGCCAACACCCGGGGCAGCAGCGAGCCCUCGGCCAAACACAAGUUCGGCACGGUCAGGGACUCGGCGGCCAACGCGGAGAGCUGGCGCCUGAAGCUGAGCUUCGACAUCGUGGACUACGCCCAGAACGCGUGCCACAAAGUCCUGCAGCAGCUCGGGUACAAGGCCGUAAAGUCCGCCGAGGAGCUGAGGAACAUGUCCUACUCUCUGAUAAAACUAAACACACUGGACAGAGGCCAAAGCUUUGCAGAAAUACGACUCAGUUUUAUCUACAUGAGAGGUUUUUACCUGCUUCUGGACCAAAGGUCAGUCCUGACAGAAACAGCUGCAGAGGAGGAAUCUGAGAGAAUGAUGUUCCUCUUCAUCCUCUUCAUCCUCUUCAUCCUCUUCAUCCUCUUCAUCCUCUCGCAUCAAUCAUGUAAUUAUGAGCAGACGCAGACAGGGCGAUUAGCGUUUUGCUUUGGCAAAGCAAUGGGGCAUGCCAUCUGA